AUGGGGUCACCAACCACCGACAUCACCUCCAAACUCACCGAAUGGCACGAGGAAUGGUCCAGCGAACAGACCGACAACGACAUUUGCACUGCUUACGUCUUCUCCCCUGAGUGGGAGUCUCUAGUUCCCCCUCGAUGGGCCACAUACGAUGACCUGGAAAAGAGACGCCUGGCCGAGGGAGCACCGCAACUAGGAUGGCAGGACUCAGUUGACCAAAGCCGAAAGGCGUUGUCGGCCUUGAAGAACUUGCACUUCAAGCCCCUCGAACCUAGGCUGUGGCCGGUAUGCCCGCUCUGGGUUCAUCUAGCCAGAUACAAGGGAGGGCCAGACUUCGAUGCUCAUAAGAGACUGCACGGCUGGGCCUCGCUCCUCGAUGACUGGGAGGAAAUUCAACGGUUGAUUCGAGAUGAGCCUGAGUUCUGCGGCUCACUUUCGCCUGCCCAAAGAAGAUCGUUUGAUCUUCUCCAGUACUGGUGGAAGGCGGCUUAUUGCGACGCAGAGCUAUUGAGUGCCACCACUACGCGUCUCGAAAAGAACCGACCCUUUUGGACGAUAUCGGAUCCCUCCGAUGCAUACGAUCUUCGUCGCAUCGCCAGCGAAGUCAAGACGGACACCUUACUCUACCACUCGCAUCUAUUCAGGCUCUUCCUCUUCGAAUUCCACCCGAUGUUUUGGGAGCCUUUCCUCUGCCAUAUGAAGCUUUCUAGACUUCAGCAUGCCCGCCAUCCUCCUGCUGGUGAGCAGGUUCCGUAUCCUAUCGUUGUUCAGAAUGAUGCGGAACACCAGAGAAUCACUGCUGCCCAAGCGAGCAUCAACCCCUACUAUCUUUGGGACAACGAAAGUCAGCAGACAGUCACCGUGGAGGAGCUGCCCGAGUGCCCUCCAUACGUAUGUAUCAGCCACACGUGGGGUCGCUGGCGAACACGAACCGACACGACUGUUCCUGGAGUGCCGUGGCUGGUCCCAGAAAACACCAUAUAUGAUGUACGCGAUCUUCCAGGACAGCUCAAGGAACUUGGCUACCGCUAUAUCUGGUUCGACCUAUUCUGUAUUCCGCAGGACAAGAGCGAUCCGAGGGCCGCCCAGGAGAUUGCGAACCAAGCGUCAAUCUUCAAAGGAUCAAGCCACUGCAUCGCCUGGAUCAACGACGUCGAGUCCUGGCAUGGCGUGCUAGCCGCAUUAGACUGGAUGAGCCUCAAGUCGCAGUCAAUCCUGUCGAACCGUGACACCGACGCAAUCAAAGACAAAAUAGCCGAAGCAACGCAGGCGGCUACGGUGGCGAUGGAGCUGCUUAAGAAAAAGCGCCGUGAAGGAAUGGAAGACCUACCCGACCUUGUUGACGACCUUACGGCAGGCGAGCCAACCUUUUGGAUGUCCUCACUUUGGACUUUGCAGGAGUGCAUUCUCUGCCCUGAGAUCCAGCUGUAUACCCGCACCUGGACCAGGCUGGAAGAUCGGAGCGGGACGGCAAUUUCGUUGAGAACCCUCAUGGUGGUCCUCAGAGACACUCGAGAUUUCAACAUGCUGCCAGAGCCUAUCGCAACCUCCUUCAGCGAGCCCCUUCAGUACGAUGUGAAACUCGUGAAUGAUCCGAACAGGAAGACCAUUCAAGACAGCGCCAGCGACCGGACGUUUCCAAGUGCAGUCAGGGACCUCUACCAACUCUGCAUAAUGACCCGGCUUGACAACGCUCUCACCGCCGGCUCACCCACAACGAUCCUUACAAAUGCGAACCUUCGACACUGCUCAUCCAGCCGCGCUCCAGCCAUCAUGUCGGCCGUGAGCGUCACGGACUGGUACGUCGAGAAGCUGGAGGCCUCAAAGUCCACCGGCAAGCCUGCGCCGGCGGACCCCAUGGUCUACGGAACCUACCCGCUCGCCUUCCUCCGUGAAUGCUCGCGGAAGUUUGGAGCAAUCUUUUACCAGAGCAUGGCCAGGAAUCUCGUUCGUUCCACGGGCACGGCCAACGAAAUGCGCCGGGUUCUGAAGCGGAACGAGUCUGGUGGGACCAUGCUACCCGUGUCCAAGACCACAGGCUGGUAUGCCGGUAUCUCGGGAUCCUCUGACCAUACCUAUCUUGAUCGUAAGGAUCACGAGACCGUGGCAGGUUGGCUUAUCAACGAGGACGCGAGCGUUUCUAUGCGCGCGGUAGGCAUCGCCUUGACGUCGGAUGACAAGCCGGGGCCGCGCAAGUUAUCGGGCAGCAUUGACUGCUUUCUACCUCAGGACGACGUGAAAGCGGACAUGGAAUCGAAGAGAUACACGGCGAAAGUUCAGGACAUGCUGGCGACGCUAAAGGACUUGAGUAAUGGGUCGAGGCGAAUCUAUGCGGUUGCGCUCUAUGAGGACUUGGGCCUCGUACACGGCGUUUUGCUGGAGAAGUUACCUUUGUCCAUGUUUGGGAAACACUAUCUCAACAAGAUUGGUCAAUUCUUUUUGAAGAAUGAGUCUCUUCCUCCGACUUCAAGAGUCGAUUGGAAGGUGUUGUAG
Colletotrichum scovillei is the source of this 2490-nucleotide messenger RNA. RefSeq lists its product as uncharacterized. The transcript is spliced from 2 exons. The coding region runs from base 1 to 2490 and encodes 829 amino acids. NCBI's taxonomy places the organism in Eukaryota, Fungi, Ascomycota, Sordariomycetes, Glomerellales, Glomerellaceae. The record is from RefSeq and is a predicted model, not a curated record.